This is a messenger RNA of Coprinopsis cinerea okayama7#130, 441 nucleotides long. RefSeq lists its product as hypothetical. The transcript is spliced from 2 exons. Lineage: Eukaryota; Fungi; Basidiomycota; Agaricomycetes; Agaricales; Psathyrellaceae. The record is from RefSeq and is a predicted model, not a curated record. The coding region runs from base 1 to 441 and encodes 146 amino acids.
AUGUCCGACCUUACAGGAAAGGAUACCAUCACCGUCGGUGGUUGGUACGUUAUCAACAUCUGGCAGGACCCUUCCAGGGUCUUGACCAAUGUCGGUAACGACAUCUACCUCCAGUCGUACGAGGAGGGCAACAAACACCAAAUCUUCUACGCUACCCACGACUCCAGCAACCGCCUCGGGUUCGUCUGCGUCGGGACCAACAAGCGCAUGGGACGCAACCGAUACGAAAACGUCAAGUGCGAGGAUCCUCCCAGUGAGCAGGGAUCCUGGCAGGCGUUUUACCUUGACGACCAAGCUGGCGGUGGUAGGAAGAUGACGAUGACCAUCUAUGACACGCUUACCCCCAUGAAGUACGCCUCUGACUCUGAAGGACAGUACCUGACCCUCUCCAAGGACGGAGACCUCAAGUUCGGAUUCACUAGGGUUGGUCCUCCCUCUUGA